This is a messenger RNA of Striga hermonthica, 294 nucleotides long. NCBI's taxonomy places the organism in Eukaryota, Viridiplantae, Streptophyta, Magnoliopsida, Lamiales, Orobanchaceae. The record is from the annotation of a GenBank genome assembly.
GAGUUACUUAGCAAAGGUUUGCAUGAUUUUGAGGUUGAAAAUUGUGGCACUGCUAUGAGGAUCGAGGAGGUACCUGCCGUUCGUGAUGUCGCAGGCGAAGAACAUCAGGGAGAAGGAGUGGGCGUGAAGAUGUACAUGAGCAACUACCCCUUCGACGACACCGACCAGGAUUGUUGGGAAUCCUGCCGGAUCAACGGUGUUUGCUCUUUGCCGGAAAGCAGAUCAAAGAUGGUCGAACCCUUGCGGAUUACCAGUUUAAUGGAUCAUGAUCUUUGCUUUUGUAUCUUUUUCAAG